This is a messenger RNA of Pyricularia oryzae 70-15, 2396 nucleotides long. RefSeq lists its product as uncharacterized. Gene Ontology annotation, biological process: rRNA base methylation. The record is from RefSeq and is a predicted model, not a curated record. Gene Ontology annotation, cellular component: nucleus. Gene Ontology annotation, molecular function: 23S rRNA (adenine(1618)-N(6))-methyltransferase activity. The transcript has 4 exons. The coding region runs from base 476 to 1966 and encodes 496 amino acids. NCBI's taxonomy places the organism in Eukaryota, Fungi, Ascomycota, Sordariomycetes, Magnaporthales, Pyriculariaceae.
UCACUUGUCAGUCAAGCUGUUCAGGGAAAAUUGCGCAGCAGCUUUUUUUUUUCUCUUUCUUUUUUUUUGCUUUAAAGUUGAAGCAGAACCGCGCAAGAAAACAUGAAUCAGCUAGAGGCGACAGCGAUGAGCCCUGUUGUUUUGCCGGCUGCAUGGGUCCGUUUCGCGGGUUGGUACGCUGCGGGCAGCGGAAAGUGGUUCCGAGAGCCCUGUAAUCUUUUUAUUAGAGUCGCUGCACGGCAGUCGACAUUCGACAAAGGUACAGUACCAAGAGUAGAUUGUUUCAAUCGGGAGACAAGGAGGGUUCCAGGCCGAUUAGAUAAGGUCUUGUAACGUUAUCGAAGAGUGGGGGGUCGCUGCAUUAAUUGGCUCACCGAGGCAUGACACCCCACAAGACGCCAACUUUGCAUGAGCCGCCAAGACGACCUUGCGGCGUUGCUCGCAACUUGGACGAUAAAAAACUGAACGAGAAAAAAUGCCAGCACCAGUUGGCGUUGGCGUCAAACGGAAACGCGACGCGGCCGAUACAGAGGUCGCAUCAGAUGUACAGUACUCAACAUCAAUUGAGAAUGAUUCUCUCAAAAUUCCUAGCGCGGCAGCGACCGCGACGGUGAAGGAUCAUGGGUCUGCGGGGUACAAAGAGCAACAGCAGGAGCAAAUACCUAAAAAUGACUCCUACUACCGCAACCUUUAUCGUCACGAGAUUGACUUUCGAGAAAUGGGGACUCAAGAUCCCGAUUUCAAGGCUGUCUUGAAGCGCAAUGGCCAGCUUGACUUUAGCGAUCCCAAGGCCGUCAUGCAGCUCACAAAGUCCUCACUGAAACUGCAUUUUGGUCUAGAGAUGGAAUUACCUGAUGAUCGCCUAUGUCCUCCCGUCCCAAAUCGCCACAACUACAUUCUAUGGCUCAAAGACCUCCUCGAUUCAAGCUCGUAUUGUCCACCAGGUGGUAAACUGACAGGCCUUGAUAUCGGUACCGGUGCAAGCUGCAUUUAUCCUUUACUCGGAUGCACUCAACGGCCUUGGGAGUUUAUUGCAACAGACGUCGACAAAAAGAGCCUGUCGUACGCAGAGAAGAACAUUGCCGCCAACAACCUCUCGGACCGGAUCAAGCUCGUCCCUCGCCCGGAUCCAGCGACAUCUCCGCUGAUCCCGCUCGACGAGCUGAAAAUCGACGCCAUUGACUUUGUAAUGACCAACCCGCCAUUUUACGAAUCAGAAAAGGAACUCCUCACGCUGGCAGCACAAAAGGAACUCCCGCCUUCGACUGCCUGCACCGGCGCCCCCGUAGAGAUGGUGCACCUGGCGGGCGGCGAGGUCGGCUUCGUCACGCGGAUCCUGGACGAGUCUCUUGUCCUGAGGGAGAGGGUGCGCUGGUACACGAGCAUGCUGGGCAAGCUGUCGAGCCUCGAGGUGCUGGUUGAGACGUUGAGGGACAGAGGAGUGACAAACUACGCCGUCACCGAGUUCGUCCAGGGGACCAAGACGAAACGCUGGGCCGUGGGGUGGAGCUUUGGCGGGAUGAGGGCGGGACAGGCUGCCGCCAGGGGGAUGGCGCAGCUGGCUUGGAGAAAGGUCCUUCCCGCGCCAGUGGAAGUUGAGAUUGGGGCUUUGGGGGUGAGCAAGGCUGGGGAGGUGGCUGGAAAUAUCGACGCGCUGAUGCACGGCUUGGAGCUGGAGAGCUGGGGCUGGGACAAGCAGGAGCUGAAAGGGGUUGCCAGAACGAGGGAGAAUGUCUGGGGCAGGGCGUGGAGGAGACGAAAGGCGAGGGAGAAGGAUGGUGUGGGAGAAGCGAGUGUUGGGGCUGCCGAAAGGGACAGGCCGCUUUCUGGAUUUGAGGUUGCCAUGACUGUUGGCAGGAGUCAAGCCGUGGUGGUGUGUCGGUGGCGUGAGGGUCACGACGAGGCCAUUUUUCAAAGCUUUUGCGGGUUUUUGAAAACGAGACUUGAGCUGGGGGUGGCGACGUAGCAAGAGGAAAGUGAAGACAGAAGCAAUUUUUUGACAUGGACAAACAAAGGGUCUUUGUUUGAGGGUGUUGAGUGACAAUGAGACCUGCAGCAACGACACGGAACAUGUGGGAUCUGGCAACAGUUGCUUGCUUUGAGACUCUCGACCGAGUUUAGUGUUUUGGAUGAUUCGAUCAUUAAUUUCUCUCAAGGCCUUGCCAGGAUUCAAUCUUGAGUCUAUUGUCAAUAGCGCUGCUUGGUGUUGGGGUACUUUAUCACAUUCGGUUCGAGCUUUGGUUUUGAAUGUUUCGAUUGGCACCAUAAACCUUCGACGCCUUAUGUCUAUAUUCUUUUAGUCUAUCGCGCCUACAUUCCAAAGUAGGUGGUUGCAAUUUUGGGUUCCCAUAUUGGACGUACUUUUAUUAUUUUAUCUUAUCCGUUUCAGCUGCCAA